Molecule: messenger RNA, 1023 nt
Organism: Coniosporium apollinis CBS 100218
Lineage: Eukaryota; Fungi; Ascomycota; Dothideomycetes
Exons: 2
Coding region: 1-1023 (340 amino acids)
Source: RefSeq, a predicted model, not a curated record
AUGGCCCCAGACUAUGCCAGUAUAUGGCGCCCAUCGGACGGCGAGGGCACGCCCGACAAGACGAAGUGGAAGAUAUGCGACCACCUGCCCUCAGGCCAACUCAGCAACACCAACCGCCCACCAACGAACACGUAUUUGACAGACCGCGUCUUUCAAGUCGUCUCAGAGUCUGCGAUAAGCGGACGUAAGAAAGGCAUGUGGUGGUCCGGAGACUUCGAUAGCAACGGCAAACCGAGAAUUUCGAGAGCAAACCGUGGCGCUGCAGUGCUAGACCCGGCUACCGGCCAAGCGGCGGUUGUCACGCUCUCAGAUGGCAAACAACUCAGUCUUGUUGGAGAUCCAGAGUGGUCCGCUCCAUCCUCACUGGUACUGCCCAAGAGCCGCCCAGCGUCUAGUGAGAUGAUGAAGAACACCAGCCCCUGUCAACAAUCUUUGCUGAAGCGCCCAUCGUUCAGUAUCCUUGGUCGAACCCAAUCGUCCCAACGCUCCCGCGGUCACAGAGACUCAGACGUCUCCAUGGCCAACACGAAGAAUAUCGAAUUGGAAGCGACCCUACAGCCUCAUGCCACUAGUUCGGACUCUGAAAUUGCCGUCCUAAAAGCUCGGAUUGUGAGCCUAAAGUCCAAGACCGAAACGCUUCAAGGACAACUCCGGACCGUGGAGAUCGCCAAGAACGACUACGAAGCUCAGGCUACCCGACAAGCAUAUGAGAAUGAGCAGUUAAAGGGUGACAAUGAGCAGUUGAAGGGUGACAAUGAGCAGUUGAAUAGUACAGUUCAGGAGUGGAAGGGUAAGGCGGCGAUUCUGCGCAACCAAGUGCAGAUGCUUGGUGACGUUGUUAGACGCAACUCGACGGAGUCACUCGCCGCAGCAAACAAGGCGGUUAAUACUCUUCCGCUUGACGAUGCCAAGCUUCACGAGUUUGCAGGACUUGCCAGCAUCUUGGGAGGCGACAACAUGGGCACUGCCGAGCUUGAGAUUACUGAGGUAUGGCAAACACCAGCUUCUCUAUCUACCACUUGA